ACUUACUCCCAGAUCGACUCCCAGACUGACUCCCAGACUGACUCCCACUCUGACUCCCAGACUGACUCCCAGACUGACUCCCACUCUGACUCCCAGACUGACUCCCAGACUGACUCCCAGACUGACUCCCACUCUGACUCCCAGACCGACUCCCAGACUGACUCCCAGACUGACUCCCACUCUGACUCCCAGACUGACUCCCAGACUGACUCCCAGAACGACUCCCAGAACGACUCCCAGAACGACUCCCAGAACGACUCCCACUCUGACUCCCAGACUGACUCCCAGACUGACUCCCAGACUGACUCCCACUCUGACUCCCACUCUGACUCCCAGACUGACUCCCAGACUGACUCCCACUCUGACUCCCACUCUGACUCCCAGACUGACUCCCACUCUGACUCCCCGCCGGGCUCCCCGACUGACUCCCACACUGACUCCCACACUGACUCCCAGACUGACUCCCAGACUGACUCCCACUCUGACUCCCACUCUGACUCCCACUCUGACUCCCAGACUG
Micropterus dolomieu (smallmouth bass) is the source of this 520-nucleotide messenger RNA. RefSeq lists its product as uncharacterized. NCBI's taxonomy places the organism in Eukaryota, Metazoa, Chordata, Actinopteri, Centrarchiformes, Centrarchidae. The record is from RefSeq and is a predicted model, not a curated record. The annotation marks the transcript as partial. The transcript has a single exon.